GCCUGCGCAUUAUGCUGGUCUCCAUGGCGGGGCCUCGGAGCCAAGACGAGAAAAUGCUGCUGUGAAGACCCAAUUAAAGCUUUCACAUAAAUGAAGCUACAGCUAUCAUGAUUCAGUGCCCCCAAAGAAAGAACUUCAGUGGACAAGAAAGGACAUUUCUGGGGUAGUAGAAUGCUUGAGGCCUGGAAUUUAAACCUGACCCACUAUCUGAAGCUGUUAAAUAAUAGAAGAAAAUGGAAUUGAAUAUGAUGUCAGCAUGGAACAAUCUAAUGAUUCAUUAAGAGUCAACCAUAAUGAUGGUGAAGAGUCAAAAACCAAUGCUCAAGUAUUUGAGCAUCUAACCUGUAUGGACUCCAGGGAUUCUUCCUUUGGACAAAAUGAUUCUCCUACAGUUUUGCCCAUCACUACUCCUGAAGCAAAUAAUUCACACGUAUCACAGAAUAUAACACGGCCCCUGACUCAGACACAGACUCUUUCUGCAGAGCACUUCCAUCUAGUGGACCAAAAUGGGCAAGCUAUUCAGUAUGAACUUCAGUCAUUGGGGAAAUCCAGUGCACAAAUGAUGAUUGUUGCCAGCCCUACAGAAAAUGGACAGGUACUUCGUGUAAUUCCAUCUACCCAGACAGCAAUGGCACAAGUGAUUAUACCUCAGGGGCAGCUUGUGGAUGUGAAUAGUCCUCGGGAUGUCCCUGAAGAGAAACCCAGUGACAGAAACUUAUCAACUGUAAGGGUGGAUAAUCUAGCAGACAAUACCAGCAAUUACAUUCUUCAUCCUCAGACAUCCUUCACAUUGCCCAAAAAGUCAGUGACCAGAAUGCUGGAAGAACCCCUUCUGGCGCCUCUUCAGCCACUUUCUUCUAACACACCUAUAUGGGCCUGCCGUCUUAGGAGCUGUGAGAAAAUUGGAGAUUCAUACCGUGGCUACUGUGUAAGUGAGACUGAAUUAGAAAGUGUCCUAACAUUUCACAAGCAGCAAACACAGAGUGUUUGGGGGACUCGUCAGUCUCCAAGCCCAGCCAAGCCUGCUACACGCUUGAUGUGGAAAUCCCAGUAUGUUCCGUAUGAUGGAAUCCCAUUUGUUAAUGCAGGGAGUAGAGCUGUGGUAAUGGAGUGUCAGUAUGGGCCAAGAAGAAAAGGUUUCCAGUUAAAAAAAGUCAGUGAGCAGGAAAGCAGGUCUUGUCAGCUCUACAAAGCCACUUGUCCAGCUCGAAUUUACAUUAAAAAGGUACAGAAGUUUCCUGAAUAUAGAGUUCCUACAGACCCCAAAAUUGACAAGAAAAUUAUCAGAAUGGAGCAGGAGAAAGCUUUUAACAUGCUAAAGAAGAACUUGGUAGAUGCUGGUGGUGUUCUUAGGUGGUAUGUACAGUUACCUACACAGCAAGCUCAUCAGUAUCAUGAAUUAGAGACUCCCUGCCUCACUUUGUCACCUUCUCCUUUUCCUGUGUCUUCUGCUGAAGAAGAGGAAACUGCAGUUAGAGAUGAGAAUUGUGCAUUACCCUCACGUUUACAUCCUCAAGUAGCCCAUAAGAUUCAAGAAUUAGUAUCACAGGGAAUAGAACAAGUGUAUGCAGUAAGGAAGCAGCUAAGAAAAUUUGUGGAAAGGGAACUGUUCAAACCCGAUGAGCUUCAAUGGACUACAGACAGUGGGAAUAUUCUCAAAGAGACCGUGACAGUUACAUUUGCAGAAGGAAAUUCACCAGGAGAAUCAAUUACCACCAAAGUGGAAACAAAUCAGACAGGGGGUUCUUUGUCUCCUGAGCCAACCCACUUGCUCUCCUCACUCUCCUCAUUUCAGCCCAAAAUAUUUACACAACUGCAGGGUUUGCAGUUACAACCAAGGUUCACCUCUCCUGAUGAAUCACCAGCUCUGAUAUCAGUAAAUAACCAGCCAUCCUCUAGUCCUUCAGGACUUCUGGAUCCAAUAGGAAGUGCUGUAAUGAAUAAUAAUUCUCUACUGCUUGGUCAAAGUCAUAGCCUUCAAAGAGAUACAUGCCUAACCCAAAACAAUAGUACUGCCUCCACCAUGGGUAACCUUCCAGAACCAGAUCAAAAUCUAGUUGGAAUGGACCAGCUGGUAGAAGUUGGAGGUGUUGAGGAUACAGGGAAUCUGGAAGGAACUGUUCAUCGAAUUCUGUUGGGAGAUGUGCAGACUAUUCCAAUACAGAUUAUAGACAACCACUCAGCUCUUAUUGAAGAAAAUCCAGAAAGUACCAUUUCUGUGAGCCAAGUUAAACAAGAACCCAAAGAACCAGCAUUGUCUAUGGAAGCAAAAAAAAUUGUGGACUAUUAGAAAUUAUCUGCUAUAUAAAUUAUUGAAGCUUUUCAGAAUUUACAACUCUGGUGACUUCUGAUGUCUUAGAAAAGAAGGUGAAUAUAGUCAAAGCGUGGCAUUGAGAUAAUUGGACUGAAGACCAGUUUGAUGAGAAGCUUUUAUUUAAAACUGAUGUAUUUAUUGCCAGUUACAUAUUUUUACCUUCCUUAAGAGAUGUUUUACUCUUCUUAUUUUGUAUAAUUUUUAUGCUCUUUGAUUAUCUAAUAAGGCCAGUAUUUCAAAAGCUCUUUUGAACUUAUCCACAGUAAUACAGUCUGAACACAAAUAAUUUAGUGAACUUAUCCUUGGAAAUAUUCAAUUUUGGUUCUUACAAAACAGAAAAGAACAACAGCAACAGCAACAUUGUGUGAAUGUAUGUUUGUAUGUGUGUAUGUAUAUCAUGAAUUUUUUUAAGUUCUGAAGGAACUUGUUCUCUCUUUAAAGUUGUGAAGAAAUUUUUAAUUGCCGGACAGGUAAGAAAAUGUUUAUAAUCUAUCUCAUUAAGAAAGAUGAAGUAUUAGAUUUUACAUCAUAACACAAAGUCCAGCAGCUAUAUCUGUGGAGACUGUGCAGUUGUAUUUUAGCCUCUUCCCUUCUAAUUUUUGUACUUUUAACUACAAACCAACAGUAUAUUAAUGGUUAUCUAAUAGAAAUUUAAAGUGUCUUGGUAAGUACUGAGAAUUUUUACUUGAAUUAAUCAGAUAAGCAACAGAAAUCAACAUAUGUAGCAUGGCUUUGUGCUAAAUUGGAAGUAAAACACUAUAGGUAGAAAGAUGUAGAAAUUGAGAGAAUUGAAAAAGAAUAAUAGAAUUCCUUGGUGUUUACAGAUAAUUUGGUAAACUUUUUGAUGACAGCAGAGGAUUUUUUUUUCCCCUUAUUUUGUAAUGAAGAUCCAGCGCUGGUUAAAAAAUAAUUUGAUUUGUAGUUACAUUUUUCUAUGCCAGAGCUCUUACUGAAUUGAUGGGGUAUUAGGAUUUCUAGUAUUUUAAGGUAAGUAUUUAUAGUUUAAAAUUUAGUUUAUAUUUAAAACUUUAAAACAUCUGAUCUGGGAUAUUUUCUUUGUUAAGUAAGUAUAUUAACUUCAAAUACCAAAUAAGUACUAAGCAGUAUAUUCAUUAUAAGCAUCUGUUGUCUAAAGAUUGAUACUAGGCUGGACAUGGUGGCUCAUGCCUGUAAUCAGGCUGGACCUGGUGGCUCAUGCACUUUGGGAGGCCUGGGUGGGUGGACCACCUGAGGUCAGGAGUUCAAGACCAGCCUGGCCAACA
This is a messenger RNA of Piliocolobus tephrosceles (Ugandan red Colobus), 3576 nucleotides long. RefSeq names its product calcium responsive transcription factor (gene CARF). The coding region runs from base 257 to 2290 and encodes 677 amino acids. NCBI's taxonomy places the organism in Eukaryota, Metazoa, Chordata, Mammalia, Primates, Cercopithecidae. Gene Ontology annotation, biological process: regulation of transcription by RNA polymerase II. Gene Ontology annotation, molecular function: RNA polymerase II cis-regulatory region sequence-specific DNA binding; DNA-binding transcription factor activity, RNA polymerase II-specific. The record is from RefSeq and is a predicted model, not a curated record. The transcript is spliced from 16 exons. Gene Ontology annotation, cellular component: nucleus.